Messenger RNA from Lucilia sericata (common green bottle fly), 1214 nucleotides. RefSeq names its product retinol dehydrogenase 12-like. The record is from RefSeq and is a predicted model, not a curated record. The coding region runs from base 68 to 1087 and encodes 339 amino acids. The transcript has 2 exons. Lineage: Eukaryota; Metazoa; Arthropoda; Insecta; Diptera; Calliphoridae.
UUUAAUUGUAAACAGUUUAAAACAUGUCAUCGACGAGAAAACAUCUAAGUUUAUUGAAAAUUUUAAAAUGGAAUUAAUUAAAUUAAAGUCUUCCAAUAAUACCGAAAACAAAGAUAUCUCCCAUUAUAAUCACAUCAGAGAGCAAUUAUGGUUUUGGGUUUUCGGUAUCAUAGCUCUUUUAGCUAUUCUCUGGAUUAUGCUGUAUUUCCUAAGGAAAUAUAUACAAGGUCCCCGUUAUCAAAAACACAAUCGCCUGGAAGGUAAAGUGGUCAUAAUUACCGGUUGUAAUCGGGGCAUAGGCAAAGAGACUGCCUUGGAAAUGGCCCGACGUGGAGCUAAAGUUUAUAUGGCUUGUCGGAAUUAUGAGAAAUGUGAAGAGGCCCGUUUGGAUAUUAUAAAACAAACUAGGAAUCAACAGGUGUUUAACAGAACUUUGGAUCUCUCUUCCCUGGAAUCGGUUAAACAAUUCGUGGAACAAUUUCUAAAAGAGGAACACAACCUGCAUAUAUUAAUCAAUAAUGCUGCCAUAAUAACAAAAAAACGACAACUCUCCUCUGAUGGCUAUGAACUGCAAUUGGCCACCAAUCAUUUGGGUCAUUUUCUGCUCACCAAUCUGCUGCUGGAUACUUUAAAAAACUCCGCUCCCAGUAGGAUUAUUACCAUUUCCUCAAAUGCUCAUAUAUUAGCUCUACUCAAUAAACAAGAUUUACAAAGUGAAAAAUCAUUCAUAUGGUUCAAGGCCUUUCUGCAAAGUAAGUUUUGUAAUACUCUCUUCACCCUCAAACUAGCAGAACUAUUGCAAGAUACUUCGGUAACCGCCAAUUGUCUCUAUCCCGGUUUGGUUUUAACCGAUUUACUGUACGAAAAUACCUGGUGUUUGUUUCAUCCUCUGUUAAAGUUUUUUGCUAAAAGUAUUAAAUCGGGUGCUCAGACCGCUAUAUAUUUAGCUUUGGAUCCCGAGCUAGAGGAUAAAUCUGGAGGAUUUUAUGUUGAUAUGAAACAGGCCUAUAUGCCGCCUUGGGUAAGAGAUUCUCAUUUGGCUCACUGGCUGUGGCAAGAGAGUUUAAAGAUGGUGGGUUUGGAAUAGCUGUAGAGGGAGAAACAGAAAAUAAAAUAUUUGUUUGAAUUAAGGCUACUCACAGUUUGUGCUGAAAUAACAGUAUUUUUUGUGUAUGAUAUUAUAAAACCAAAAAAUUUAUUUAAAUAAAAAAUAU